UCGUCAUGCUGCUCAUUGAAUGUCUCACCACCGCGCAACGUUCGUCACCCUCGAAAGACUUGGUGUCUGAAGCGUGGGUAGCCCUACCUGUUUGCAUCCGUCGGGGUCUGCUGACUGCAAAGCCCUUGUUGAUUGAGUCUGAGACGGAUGCACAUCAGCAAUGCACUCAGACCGGAGACGAAAGGGUCGAGGGUCCGGCGAGGUCUCUACUUGGCUGACCUGAAAGUUGCUCUUGCGUACCAAGGGUCCGAAAAACGAACAUCCUUUGGCCCAUGGCACGCCAUCAAUCCAGGCGCAGCUAGCUGGACGACGGAAAAGUCACGGAAUCGUGCUUCGAAGAAGGCUUCGGGGCAGCAAAGGAAGCCACGACGGCAUCGUAAGCGAGGGGGCGGAAAAAGCUGCUUGCACUCCCACCCACCUGGCCCCUCCGUCAUUGAAGCUCCGCCCGCCAAUGCCCGUCUGGCAACCCCCAAGGUCGUGGCCCCGCCGCAUUCCGUUCUCCUACGCAGUGCUUGGAGCACAUAGGGCGGAGUGAGGCUGAGGGUCAAUAGAAGCAUGACACUAAGUCUUACAGAUUCUCCACUCCAUGCAAUGCGGCAACAAUUGUGUCUUCCACUCUCUACAUGCUCAGACCCUUGGCCCCUCCGCCUGGGCCCCCUCUUCUUUCGUGUUCCGCCGGCUAGCAUUCCCGGGUGCAGUAGAAAAUUUGAAUGAAUGUCU
Microstroma glucosiphilum is the source of this 720-nucleotide messenger RNA. RefSeq lists its product as hypothetical. Bases 148 to 525 code for a protein of 125 amino acids. Lineage: Eukaryota; Fungi; Basidiomycota; Exobasidiomycetes; Microstromatales; Microstromataceae. The record is from RefSeq and is a predicted model, not a curated record. The transcript has a single exon.